AGGAAGAGAGAAAGGGACUUUCUCCCUUCGAAGGGAAAAUCACAUUGUUGCCUCAAUAAGAUUUCUCUCUCUCUCUCUUUCCCUUUGAGAACCCUUCAUUCUCGGUCUUCAUUCAGGGACAUUAAGGAGUUGUUGAGACAAACAAUUAAACAAUAAAGGUUGAUUUUCCGGCUUUGCGUGUAUCUUCACGCUCAAUCUUGGCCGGAAAUUAAACAUUGGUAAACAUGGAAAAUUCUCCUUCACCUUCUCCUCCUUCUCCUAAUUCUUCUUCUUCGUCUUCUUCUCCUCCUCCUUCUUCGCCUUCGCCUCCUUCUCCUGAUUCUUCUCCUCCUCCUUCUCCUCCCGAAUCUUCUCCACCUCCGCCUUCUUCUUCUCCUCCACCGUCUCCUUCUUCUUCACCUCCACCAUCGAAAUCGGAUUCUCCUCCUCCUCCAUCCCCCGAAUCAUCACCACCACCGAAAUCCGAUUCAUCUCCUCCUCCUCCAUCCCCUGAUCAAUCACCCCCACCAAAAUCUGACUCUCCUUCUCCUGCAUCACCACCUCCUACUAAAGAAUCUCCUCCUACAUCCCCACCACCCACGGAGUCUUCUCCUCCACCACCAAAGUCAGAUUCUUCACCUUCUUCUGACAAGACUAAUACACAAUCACCACCACCCUCCUCCUCCUCCUCCUCCUCAUCAUCAUCACCCCCACCACCAACCACAAACACAAAACCCCCUCCUUCCAAAAAUGCCUCCCCUAACGAACCUAAUUCCCCGCCAUCACCUACAACAUUCUCUCCACCGGCUCCUGUUUCUCCGAAUUCACCUCUAUCUCCGACUGAAAAGGCGUUACCUCCUCCUUCACGAGAUGCACCAUCGAAUAAUAAAUCACCUGGCUCCUCGGGAAACAAUAACCCAUCACCGUCUUACAAUUCAUCUUCAUCUUCCGGAAAUGUGGUAAUAAUAGCUGCAGUAGCUGUGACAGGCCUAUUGAUUCUUGCCGUUGUCAUUGUCUGCCUAUUAUGGAGUAGACGGAAGAAGAAACAACCCUACUAUAUGGAUCCCGCACAUAUUCCACCACCAACAGGUGGUGAUCCUUACUACAAUACACCCAAUUAUUCAACCAGCCCUCUACCCACUACGGACCACAUUGUUAAGUUAGCUCCACCACCAGGUGUAAUGGGAACUCCUCUAGAAGGACAACGUGGGUGGGCCCCGCCACCCCCGCCUCCAGCUGCUAAUACGAGCAGUGAAUUUAGCUCAGGUUAUUCAGGCCAUGCGCCUGGAGGGCCAGUCACAGUACCUCUAUCCCCUAAUUAUGGUGGACUCUCAAAAAUUCAGUUCACUUAUGAGGACUUAGCAGCCGCGACUGGUGGAUUUUCGCAAGCCAAUUUGUUAGGUCAAGGAGGGUUCGGGUUCGUACACAAAGGUAUUUUGACCGAUGGAAGUGUUGUCGCGGUGAAAAGUUUGAAGUCCGGGAGUGGACAAGGCGAACGAGAAUUUCAAGCUGAAGUUGAAAUUAUUAGUCGAGUUCAUCAUAGACACCUUGUUUCCCUUGUUGGAUUUUGCAUUGCCGAUGGACAACGUAUGUUGGUCUAUGAAUUUGUUCCCAACGGAACUUUGGAGCACCACCUUCAUGGUAAAGGUCAACCUGUCAUGGACUGGGGAUUUAGGCUUAAAAUUGCUUUGGGAUCAGCCAAGGGACUUGCUUACCUUCACGAAGAUUGCCAUCCUCGCAUUAUCCACCGUGACAUCAAGGGUGCAAAUAUUCUACUGGAUAACAAUUAUGAAGCCAUGGUGGCAGAUUUUGGGUUGGCUAAACUUACAGAAGACAACAAUACUCACGUUUCCACUCGUGUUAUGGGAACUUUUGGGUACUUAGCUCCUGAAUAUGCAUCAAGUGGCAAGUUAACUGAGAAGUCUGAUGUGUUUUCAUUUGGAGUCAUGCUAUUGGAACUGAUAACAGGGAGGAGACCUUUGGAUACUACCAAUAAACUCAUGGAUGACAGCCUUGUAGACUGGGCUAGACCUUUUCUUACAAAAGCACUGGAGGAGAAUAAAUACGGUGAAUUGGUAGACCCGCGACUUGAAGGAAAAUAUGAUCCUGAUGAGCUACAACGGAUGGUAGCGUGUGCUGCUGCUAGCGUUCGCCAUUCUGCCAGAAGACGUCCAAAAAUGAGCCAGAUUGUACGUGCCUUGGACGGCGAUUCAUCUUUGGAGGACUUGAAUGAGAAACCUGGCAAGAACAACACAGCUAAUUUUGGCGCGAAUGGGCCUGCCUCUGAUAUCUACGACACUCGUGCAUAUAAUGCUGACAUGAUGAAAUUCAGGCAAAUGGUGAUGACUAGCCAAGAAUUCAAUAGCAGUGAAUAUGGUGCUACAAGUGAUUAUGGACUUCAUCCUUCUGAUACUAGCAGUGAAUUUAGCAGUGACUAUAAUCAUUCUGGGGCCCACAAGCAAACAACAAAAUGAAUUGGAUCUAACAGAAAUAUAUGUGUUGCU
Messenger RNA from Lycium barbarum (goji berry), 2483 nucleotides. RefSeq names its product proline-rich receptor-like protein kinase PERK1. NCBI's taxonomy places the organism in Eukaryota, Viridiplantae, Streptophyta, Magnoliopsida, Solanales, Solanaceae. The transcript is spliced from 9 exons. The record is from RefSeq and is a predicted model, not a curated record. Gene Ontology annotation, biological process: protein phosphorylation. Gene Ontology annotation, molecular function: ATP binding; protein kinase activity. Bases 225 to 2453 code for a protein of 742 amino acids.